CGUGGCGCUGUUAGGUGUUUCAAAUUUAACGAACAACUACUGAACCUACGAUAAAAAGGGAACACCUCUGAUAUUUACUUGCGUCUUUGGAGGCAUUACCUUGAGCAGUACACUUUAUCUGUUAAUUUAAAAUUAUGAAGCUUAAAGAAAUAGAAUCUGCAUUACAGCAAGUACCCAAUUUUACAAAACCGAUAAUUACUCUAGAGCAGUAUACCACCCCGGCAAAGCUAGGCUCUUUGGUCCUGCAUUAUAUGGACUUGAAUGGAGACAUACAAGGUUUGGAGCUAGCUGACUUGGGCUGUGGUUGCGGAAUAUUUACCUUGGGUUGUUAUUUGCUGGGUUCCAGAAAGGUGUUAGCAGUUGACAUAGAUCAGGACGCUUUGGAGCUUUGUGAGAAGACUUUAAAAAAAUUUAUUUCUGAUCAAAGGGAAAAAGUAACUUUAAUAAACGCGGACGUGCUGACUUUGCUUGGAGACGUAAAGUACGAGAGUUGUGUCGACGUUGUCGUUAUGAACCCCCCCUUCGGAACUAAGAAUAAUAGAGGGCUGGAUAUGAAAUUUCUUCGGGUGGCCGCGUUUAUGGCAAGGUCUACUCGAUGCACAAGUCAUCCACUCGCCAAUACGUAGCACGCACAGCGCAGAGAAGUUGGGGCUUACAUCCUAAACUUGUUGCCGAUUGCGUGAAAUUCAAUUUACCUGCAACUUAUAAAUGCCACCAGAAGAAGAGUGUAGACGUGACUGUGGAUUUAUUUUGUUUUGAAUGUGGCCAGAAAG
Zophobas morio is the source of this 773-nucleotide messenger RNA. Its product is annotated as rRNA N6-adenosine-methyltransferase METTL5-like. The record is from RefSeq and is a predicted model, not a curated record. NCBI's taxonomy places the organism in Eukaryota, Metazoa, Arthropoda, Insecta, Coleoptera, Tenebrionidae. The transcript has 9 exons. Gene Ontology annotation, molecular function: nucleic acid binding; rRNA (adenine-N6-)-methyltransferase activity. Gene Ontology annotation, biological process: rRNA methylation. Bases 135 to 626 code for a protein of 163 amino acids.